AAUUUUAUUCCUCUCCUCGUUCUUCACGUGCACAACUUUUUUUGCAUCAUGCUAUCAAUUCUUAGUUUUAAUUAGGUAUUCAAUUUAAUUAAUUUUUUUAGUCUGUACUCUUCAUUAAUUAGUGAUCUAGUCUUCUUGACAGAUAAUUUUUAAAGUUGGGACAUGUUGUUCCGAAUCGUGUCCCGGUUUUCUUCCUCCACAGGAAAAUUACUUCAGUGGAAUUGUUCGCGAAAUUAUGCCAAAUUCGUAAAUACUGGCCAACAACAUUAUGACCUCGAGAAGAUCAGGAAUGUCGGUAUUUCGGCGCAUAUCGACAGUGGGAAGACCACCGUGACGGAGAGGAUUCUUUUUUAUACGGGGAGAAUUGAUGAAAUGCACGAGGUCAAAGGAAAGGAUAAUGUUGGCGCAACGAUGGAUUCAAUGGAAUUGGAGCGACAAAGAGGCAUCACAAUCCAAUCCGCGGCGACGUACACGGUCUGGAAAGACACCAACAUUAACAUUAUCGAUACUCCUGGUCAUGUCGACUUUACCGUUGAGGUGGAGCGUGCUUUACGAGUAUUGGACGGAGCUAUACUUGUCCUUUGUUCAGUGGGAGGAGUGCAAAGUCAAACGAUGACGGUGAAUCGACAAAUGAAGCGAUAUUCCGUCCCGUGCCUCGCCUUCAUAAAUAAAUUGGACAGAAUGAGCGCAAAUCCGGCCAGGGUGUUGGGACAAUUAAGGUCAAAAUUAUUUCACAAUGCGGCAUUUCUCCAUUUGCCUAUUGGACUGGAGUCAGAGUUCUCUGGUAUCGUGGAUGUCAUUGAGAAGAAGGCUCUGUACUUCGAAGGCGAUUUUGGGGAAACUAUUCGAGAAGAUGAAAUUCCACAAGAUAUGAGACAACAAACGGAAGAUUGUUAUAAUGAACUGGUUGAGCACGUGUCCAACGUGGAUGAACAACUGGGUGAAAUAUUUCUUCAAGAGAAAACACCUACAAAGGAGGAAUUAAAAGCCGCUAUACGUCGUGCUACUUUGAAAAGAGAAUUCACACCGGUGUUGCUUGGUUCAGCCUUGAAAAACAAGGGUGUGCAGCCCUUACUUGACGCGGUUUUGCAAUAUAUGCCCAAUCCUUCAGAAGUGAAGAACUAUGCUUUUUCCCACGACGCUACUAAAGAUGAUUCGGCGAGUAAAACAAAAAUUCUAAUGAGUCCGGAGCGAUCAAGCAAAACCUCAUUCUGUGGCCUUGCCUUCAAACUGGAAGCUGGGAGGUUUGGUCAACUAACUUACGUCAGAGUGUAUCAAGGAAUGCUUAAAAAGGGUGAAAAUAUUUUCAACACGAGAACCGGAAAGAAAACAAAAAUUCCAAGGCUGGUUCGGAUGCAUGCGAACCAAAUGGAAGACGUGAAUGAAGUAUAUGCAGGAGAUAUUUGUGCACUAUUUGGCGUAGACUGUGCCAGUGGUGAUUCAUUCGUGACAGAGAAGGAUUUAGAAAUCUCGAUGGAAUCUAUUUUUGUACCGGACCCAGUUAUUUCAAUGAGUAUCAAACCAAAGGAUUCAAAAGAUAUUGACAAGUUUUCUAAAGCAGUUGCAAGAUUUACGAAGGAAGACCCAACCUACCACAUUAACUACGAUGUUGAUAAUAAAGAAACAAUUGCAUCUGGAAUGGGAGAGCUACAUUUGGAAAUUUAUGCACAGAGGAUGGAGAGGGAAUACGGGUGUCCAGUCGUCAUGGGCAGGCCAAAAGUUUCAUUCCGUGAAAGCAUCGUUAGUCCGUGUGAAUUCGACUUCCUUCAUAAGAAGCAGAGCGGAGGUUCUGGACAAUUUGGACGCGUUAUUGGAUAUCUCGAGCCACUUCCCCCAGAAGAAAAUACAAAGGUUAUUUUUUGCGACGAGACCGUAGGAACUAAUGUCCCAAAGGGAUUUAUCCCUCAUAUUGAGAAGGGUUUCCGAGCUUUUUGUGAGAAGGGUUACUUGACUGGGAAUAAAAUAUCUGGCGUCAAAUUUCGACUCGUUGAUGGCCAAGCUCACAUGGUGGAUUCCAACGAAAUUUCCUUCAUUUUAGCUGCUCAAGGGGCAAUGAAACAAACUUAUGAAUUUGGGGCCUGGCAAGUCCUGGAACCAAUUAUGGCUGUGGAAAUUACAGCCCCAACCGAGUUUCAGGGCUCCGUCAUGGGACAAGUCCAAAAACGGAAGGGGAUCAUAACCGGGACCGACGCCACCGAGGGAUGGUUCACCGUUAAUGCAGAAGUUUCUCUAAAUGCAAUGUUUGGAUUUUCUUCCGAACUUCGAUCUAUGACCCAAGGCAAAGGAGAAUUUUCCAUGGAAUAUUCAAGAUACAGCCCUGCCGAGAUGGACGUGCAACAACAAUUGGUAGAUCUACAUCAACAAAGUCUGCACCCUAAUCAACAAGCAAAAAAGAAGAAAAAUUAAUGCCCAAGAAUGAACUCUGUUUACUUAUUUGUUGACUUUAUUUCUUUGGAGUAAGUUUUUUAAGCCAACUUAUGUGCAGUAAAUAAUCUGCACAUAAGUUACUACCAGGUUAUUGUUAUUGUUGGAUAAGCAUCAUUAGAUAAUCUUUAUUACGUAGCGUUACUAGCUAAUCUGUAUGACAAGUAUAAAUGAAUAAUACGUCACACUGAGCAUGUGACCCUAGUCGAAAACAAAAUA
This is a messenger RNA of Folsomia candida, 2643 nucleotides long. It is a transcript of the gene mEFG1, whose product is annotated as elongation factor G, mitochondrial. The transcript is spliced from 10 exons. Gene Ontology annotation, molecular function: GTPase activity; GTP binding; translation elongation factor activity. The record is from RefSeq and is a predicted model, not a curated record. Gene Ontology annotation, cellular component: mitochondrion. Gene Ontology annotation, biological process: mitochondrial translational elongation. Bases 163 to 2406 code for a protein of 747 amino acids. Lineage: Eukaryota; Metazoa; Arthropoda; Collembola; Entomobryomorpha; Isotomidae.